Messenger RNA from Penicillium diatomitis, 216 nucleotides. RefSeq lists its product as uncharacterized. Lineage: Eukaryota; Fungi; Ascomycota; Eurotiomycetes; Eurotiales; Aspergillaceae. Bases 1 to 216 code for a protein of 71 amino acids. The transcript has 2 exons. The record is from RefSeq and is a predicted model, not a curated record.
AUGGCGAUCGGCGGCGUACUCUUGUCUGUGCACUACCAGUGGACAACUGGAUACUGGAUACUGGAUACUGGAUACUGGAUACUGGACACGGGACUUACCUGGCAGGCUGGUACUCAAACAUCCAACCCGACAGCCAUCAACCACGGCUUUCUCGAGUCAAGCGCCCUGCAGGUGGCCACCUGGUCCGCUAGUCCGCAUCUGGAAUUGCAGAGGUGA